Messenger RNA from Prorocentrum cordatum, 300 nucleotides. NCBI's taxonomy places the organism in Eukaryota, Dinophyceae, Prorocentrales, Prorocentraceae. The record is from the annotation of a GenBank genome assembly.
AUGCUCAGCGUGACCAGGCACCUGGGGCUGCUCGCGGAGCCCCACCAGUCGCGGCUGGCGCUGAAGGUGCUCCUGCGCGACCUGAAGGUGCUGGCGUGCAAGGUGCGGCUCCUGCUGGUCUUCAAGUACCUGCGCCUGCACACCCUCGAGGAGCAGGACCUCGCCCGCUUCGAAGGGCGGUCCGCGGUCAACAUGGAGCAGCGGCGCAACAUGCUCCUGUGGGCCAGAUCAGUGAUGCUGGCACUGAAGUUUCUGAUGUGGGUGAACUGCGUGAUCUACGCAAACGUGCUGCAGAGCAAG